Messenger RNA from Telopea speciosissima, 2410 nucleotides. RefSeq names its product L-type lectin-domain containing receptor kinase VIII.1-like. NCBI's taxonomy places the organism in Eukaryota, Viridiplantae, Streptophyta, Magnoliopsida, Proteales, Proteaceae. The transcript has a single exon. Gene Ontology annotation, molecular function: ATP binding; protein kinase activity; carbohydrate binding. The record is from RefSeq and is a predicted model, not a curated record. Gene Ontology annotation, biological process: protein phosphorylation. Bases 64 to 2208 code for a protein of 714 amino acids. Gene Ontology annotation, cellular component: plasma membrane.
AAUCUCACCGCCCAAGAAAACCCAAUUUAAUCUCUAUGUAAUGGGUUGCCGGCGACAUUAGCGAUGUUGUUUUGCUGUGUUCACCUUCUAUCUCUGCUUCUCUUGCUGGGGUUUUCUGCAAUUCGAGUUGAAGCUGAGAGUGAAACGACGGAAUUCGACUUCAGCACGUUAACGCUAAGCAGUCUGAAGCUACUGGGAGAUGCCCAUUUGAACAAUGGUACCGUUCGUCUCUCCCGUGAUCUAGGGGUUCCUUAUUCCGGCGCCGGCAAGGUCUUGUACAAUAAGCCCGUCAGAUUCCGGCAAUCGGGCACUGGUUCACCGGCUUCUUUCUCAACCUUCUUUUCAGUUUCUGUUAGCAAUCUCAACCCAUCUUCGAUCGGUGGGGGACUGACCUUCCUUCUCUCACCAGACGAUGGCACAAUUGGCGAUGCCGGUGGGUUUCUGGGCUUGGGGAAUGGAAAGGGUUCCCUGUCAGGCUACGUUGCUGUUGAAUUCGAUACAUUGAUGGAUGUGGAGUUCAAUGACAUUAAUGGCAACCACGUUGGUUUGGAUCUAAGUAGCAUGAUUUCUACUCAGGUUGGUGAUUUGGAUGCCGUUGGGAUCGAUCUUAAGAGUGGAGAUCUCGUGAAUGCUUGGCUUGACUAUGAUGGCUCCACUCGUUUGUUUAACAUCUCCGUCUCUUACUCUAAUCUCCGGCCGGCAGAUCCACUUUUGUCAUUCAAUCUCGACUUGGAUCGGUUCGUCAAAGAUUUCAUGUUCGUGGGUUUCUCUGCUUCGACUCAGGGGAGUACAGAGAUCCACACUGUCGAAUGGUGGAGCUUUUCUUCUUCAUUUACCGGUUCUUCUGCGCCUUCUCCUUCUGUCUCAUCUUACCCUCCACAGCCAACCCCUAUACCUUUUACCCCAAUGGCUAAUUCUUCCAAUCUCCCACCUCCAACUCCGGCUCCUUCUGGUUCAGUUUCAAACUCUUCGGAGCCAGUAAAGACCAGUAAGUCCUCUUCCUGUCAGCUCUGUAAGCAACGGCCCGGGGCGGUCGCAGGUGUGGUAACAGCCGGAGCUUUUUUUCUUGCCAUUUUUGCUGGUGUUCUCAUCUGGGUAUUCUCGAAGAGGGUCAAACCUCCCAGAAAAGCAGAGUCUUUAGCAUUGGAUAUUGUCCAAACUCCAAAAGAAUUCAGCUACAAAGAGCUGAAAUUGGCAACAAGGUUCUUCAAUUCAGACAGAAUUAUAGGUCAUGGCGCGUUUGGAACUGUGUUCAAAGGUAUCAUACCAGACACAGGAGCUAUGAUUGCAGUGAAAAGAUGUAGUCACAGUGGAGGUCAAGGAAAGGCAGAGUUCUUAUCGGAGCUUUCAAUAAUUGGGAGUCUCAGGCAUCGGAACCUUGUACAACUCCAAGGCUGGUGCCAUGAAAAGGGUGAAAUUCUUCUGGUUUAUGAUUUCAUGCCCAAUGGAAGCCUCGAUAAGGCUUUGUUCGAAUCCAAUUACACUCUCCCAUGGCACCAUAGGCGAAAGAUUUUAAUGGGUGUGGCCUCUGCUAUUGCUUACCUACAUCAGGAAUGCGAGAACCAGGUGAUUCACAGAGAUGUCAAGACCAGCAAUAUAAUGCUUGAUGAAGCCUUCAAUGGCCGAUUAGGGGACUUUGGUUUGGCAAGGCAGGUGGAGCAUGACAAGUCACCUGAUGCCACAGUAACAGCAGGCACAAUGGGUUACUUGGCCCCUGAGUACCUUCUCACAGGUAGAGCAACAGAGAAGACUGAUGUGUUCAGCUUUGGAGCUGUAGUACUUGAAGUGGCCAGUGGAAGAAGACCCAUUGAGAAAGAAACAACUGGGGUAGGUAAGGUUGGGAUGAGCAGUAAUUUGGUGGAAUGGGUUUGGAGUUUGCACAGAGAAGGGAGGCUUCUGGGUGCAACUGAUGCCAGACUUGGUUGUGAAUUUGAUGAGGGAGAGAUGACAAGAGUGCUCUUGGUGGGGUUGAUAUGCUCUCACCCUGACCCAUUAGCUAGACCUACAAUGAGAGCUGUGGUUCAGAUGCUAGUGGGUGAAGCUCAAGUGCCUAUGGUUCCAAGAACAAGGCCCACUAUGAGUUUCAACACUUCUAAUCUGUUGCUGAGCUUGCAGGAUAGUGUUUCUGAUAUUAAUGGAAUGCUGAUAACCCUCUCCACCUCCUCUUCCUCCACAGAUCACAGCUUCAUUGGUGGAGAACUAGUCUGAUUGCCAUCAACUUUGGUUUUUUUGUUUUUUAACUGCCAUAAUAUUUAUAAAAAUAUAACAAUUAUUUGUUUUUGUAUUUAUGACACAAUAACAUGCAGAGCUUGUUGAAGUAUGUAAGAAUAUAGUAUUUAUCAGAUAGAAGAAGUGAGCUAUUAUGAUUUGAGAGAUUAAUUUGAAAGUGUUGAUGAACAAUUCUUUCUUA